AUGGCACGGGGGGUAGUACAGGCGUGCCAGAGGAACAUCGGAUACGAGGACGGCAAGAACAUGAGGGAUUUCCUCGACCUAGCGGAGUUAGAUUUCAUUGAAAGAGGGCUAGAAGAACGGCUGUGGGGAGAAGAACUCAAAAGAUAUCUGAGGGGAGACGCCUUGAGAUACUGGUUGUAUCUGCGUCGCACUGGAGAAUCCCUAACUGAUUGGGAGCAACUGAGACAGCGAUUCUGCGAGCAUUUCUGUAGUAUAACUCUGGAACGGAUGAAAGUCAUGCUAGCUAAGAAUGUCUGGAGGGGCGACCACCACGCAUACUCGGCGCGCUUUGCGGACAUCGUGACUCAAGGGGUGUCGGUGGCUCCAGAUAUGUUGGUGGGUUACUACCUGGCCAACCUGCCAGGUGAAAUACUCCGAGAGGUGACUCGAGGGGGAACAAGGAAUUUCGCAGACUGGCAGGAAGCCGCCGCAGCACUGGCUACUACGGCAGCGCCGUGGAAGGAUUUAUGCGAAGACCACCACCGAUUCCGGCGAGACUUAGAGGAUGCCACGCGUAGAUGGGCUAAAGGCGGGCGAGCACCGGACCUACUACGCGAACGAGAGAACAAGGACGACCGAAGGAAUGAUACUACGGACUCACGCUGA
Molecule: messenger RNA, 645 nt
Organism: Eimeria necatrix
Lineage: Eukaryota; Apicomplexa; Conoidasida; Eucoccidiorida; Eimeriidae
Exons: 1
Coding region: 1-645 (214 amino acids)
Source: RefSeq, a predicted model, not a curated record